This is a messenger RNA of Galendromus occidentalis (western predatory mite), 573 nucleotides long. RefSeq lists its product as uncharacterized. The transcript has 5 exons. Lineage: Eukaryota; Metazoa; Arthropoda; Arachnida; Mesostigmata; Phytoseiidae. Bases 32 to 535 code for a protein of 167 amino acids. The record is from RefSeq and is a predicted model, not a curated record.
UCUACUCUAUCUUCCGUGGUCUAAUGCCGAUAUGAAGUUUGUCCUCCUAAUCGCCGCUCUCGUAGCCCAGGCGUACACCGCUACUGAUAAGCAGAUAGCCAACACUUGUAAAUAUCCGAAGUCGUACCAACGCAACACUCGACUCGAGGACUAUUUCGGCAAGGAAUCGCUGAUCGUCUCCAUCGAGGACAAUAAAUGCUUCAAGCAGAAUAUCACCCAAGACCAGGAUGGACAGCAAGUAACAUGGGACAUCGACAGCGAGUCAUCGGAUGACCUGAAGCCACGAUAUGUUUUCGAUCGAGAAAACGAUGGAAUAUACAACGAGGUAUCACCUGACGACAGCUAUCGGCAAUACAUCAUCCCGACUCGCGUCGAUACUACCAUUUACGUAGUCAAUUGCUUCUCCAACGACACCGCAGUGAUCUGGAUCGUCGGUAUUCCCACCGAGGAAUGUGACUUGAAGUGUGCUAGAGAUUCGGUCAAAGAAGACGGCUUCGAAUUCUCCGAUGGCAUUUGUGAUGAUGAGCAAUCAUGAUGUGUAUGAUUAUUGGAAUGAAGCAUUCAUUUUUGAUG